AUGAAUUUUUUUGGAAUUAUUAAAAAGAAAUCUGUUUUUAUGAUUCCAAAAUUGGUUUUAAAUGUCACAAUAAUAUUGUUAGUUGUAUUGUAUGUAACAUUACUUGGAUAUUUACGUUUCACAAAUUCAAUAUUAUUUGUAAAAUUUUUAGAACAUCAAACAAAUGUUGAAUUAUUUGUUGGAAAAACAAAAAUAAAAAUGGAAGAAGUUAUUUUAUUUUCAUGUACAUUGUCUUUUCUUAUCCUUCAAUUAUGGUUUUAUAAAAUUAUUUAUAGUUCUUAUAAAAAAAUUUUAGAACAUGAAGUUAGGAUAGAUGUUAUCACAAAAAUAUUUAUGUUAAUGCCAAUGGAUGAUAAGUAA
This is a messenger RNA of Strongyloides ratti, 360 nucleotides long. RefSeq lists its product as hypothetical. The record is from RefSeq and is a predicted model, not a curated record. The transcript has a single exon. NCBI's taxonomy places the organism in Eukaryota, Metazoa, Nematoda, Chromadorea, Rhabditida, Strongyloididae. Bases 1 to 360 code for a protein of 119 amino acids.